UGUAAACAAGUGUUGGUUUAAUAUUGUUUACCAGAAUAGAAUUGCAAUCUUUGAUUGCACGAAGGUGACUUCAGCAUCAUGGUUGGGGUGUCAGCUGUCGUAGGGUCUACGGUCCUGUUACUUCACAUGCUGGGAUUGAUCCAAGCAUCAGAAGGUCAAAAGGAGAUAUUUGCACUGGAUGGCAAGGGCCAACCAGUCGCAUGGUGGGUGGUCCUCAAACUGCCUUGGCAGGUGCGCGACGCGCAGGGCAAGUACAUUCCCACACCUUGCGACUGCGACAAGCCACAAUGCGCCAACGUCAAGGUGGACGUCCCUGAAGAGCGAAAGUUCGGUCUGUGCUACUUGUAUGCUGAUGCCAACAACCCAAGGUUGCGCCACUUUCGCGAUGUUGGAUACGAUUGUCUGGGCCAAGGCGGCAACGACCCCGUAAGCCACACGUUGCGUCAAGCAAAGAAUGCCACGUACUGGGCUAUCUUCAACGAUCAGUUCAACGGCAUUGCCGAGAAGCAGGAUAAGCGACGCGUGUGUUCCGGUGGGGACGCGUUCAACGCACACGCCAAGGGGGCGGUGGCCUUCGAGCUCGACUCGGGCGGGUACGUCCUGCAGUCGUCCACGCCCAACUUUCCCGACCCGACCAUCCCCACGGGGGAUUCCGACGACGACUUCAUCCGACUGGGGUGUCAGCAUGACAACAACGUCGAGUACGCUCAGCACUUGUUUGCCAUGUCCGUCGACGGGGAGGCCAUCAAAGCCGUGGGUCGCGGCUGGCAGUCGGCGCGGCUCUGCUCCACUAACCACUACCACGACAUGAGCCAGGUGCUGGCCAGCGCCGCACUGCGCCACAACGAGCUGGAGCACCCCAUGGCCGCGGCGCUGGUCGACCCUGACGCCGACGACGCUCCGUCCACCAACGUCACCGUGGUCACAAAGGUUGGAUCUGUGCGAAUUCGUGGGCUGUUCAAAGACAAAGCAUCGGCAGUGCCGCCGUGGGCGAUGGCCGCGGAAGCGUUCGGAACGGACUUGAGUGUGGCGUCGUGGUGGGACGAGAAUUUCGGCAUUCCCAGUCUGUGCGACGGCGAUGUCUAUGGAGCAGUCGCCGAAGCGUUUUGCUUGAAGAACAACCCCCUGACGCUGCGACCGGACGGCACAUUUCCGUACAACGUCGAGAACCUCAUGCAAGCGACGUACGUCGGUCGUACAUGUCUGGCAUACCCGGGUUUUACAACGAAGUCUCGUGCUUAUGACAAUAGGACUCCGUGGCGACUAUCCUGCGACGAUGCGGCGGCUGUGACGUGGUCGUUACGCGGAGGCCGCGUGCGCGAUGGCAACCACGCGAAAUGGGCAGUUGGCACUCCCCGAGGUGGUAGCACGAGUCCAACGUCGCAGGCGGCGUUGUCCAUCUUCGCCGACUUGAACAUGGAAGGGUAUCCAUGCUCCAAGAAGUGCAACGGGUCUCAAGGGGGUCGAGGUGGAUCCUUCUACGGCAUCGAAGACACUGUCCUCCAUGCAAGUUUGGUGGGCCUGGUCUCGGACGUGUGCAAGUGUCGACCGUCCACGUCCCACGACGAUCCAUUUGUGACGUUCCGCAUGUGUGAUCAUGGAUGCAAGAACAAGAUACACGAGGACUUCUCCAAGGACGACCUGCCCGCGCUGUCGAAUGCUUCAUCAUCGUUCUGGGGCACGACCGACCGCCGCCGACCUAUUGUGGAUGAUUCUGCUGUUGCCAACUCAUGAUGCGGAAGUUCCACGGAAGGAUUUGAACGUAGAUUAUCCGGAAUACCGGAUGAGGGUUAAAGGAAUGAAUGUUGACAGUUUUGCGUUUUGUGC
Aphanomyces astaci is the source of this 1827-nucleotide messenger RNA. RefSeq lists its product as hypothetical. Gene Ontology annotation, biological process: apoptotic DNA fragmentation. The record is from RefSeq and is a predicted model, not a curated record. The coding region runs from base 79 to 1734 and encodes 551 amino acids. Lineage: Eukaryota; Oomycota; Saprolegniomycetes; Saprolegniales; Verrucalvaceae. The transcript has 2 exons. Gene Ontology annotation, molecular function: deoxyribonuclease II activity.